Molecule: messenger RNA, 5283 nt
Organism: Dromiciops gliroides (monito del monte)
Lineage: Eukaryota; Metazoa; Chordata; Mammalia; Microbiotheria; Microbiotheriidae
Gene: RAB23
Product: RAB23, member RAS oncogene family
Molecular function (GO): GTP binding; GTPase activity
Source: RefSeq, a predicted model, not a curated record
AGUACGGGCAGGUUUGCUGAUGGCGAGGAGUAGGUUCUCCCGCUCCUGCCGCCGCAGUAGGAGCAGCCCCUGAACAUCACUGUUCACGUUCCUGGGGUAAUAAUAAAGUUAUCGGUAAACAUUUUUUUUAAAGUGAGCCAGCCGGUCUAGGCGGCUCCGUGAGGCGGCAGCGGCGGCGGUGAUUGCGCCGCGACCGCGACUGAAAGGAGCUGGUCUCAUUAGGGCGGGCUUGGAGCAGUGAUAUUUCAGUUCAAUUCAACAGACAUUUAUUAAGCACCAACUAUUUGCAAGUCACUGUACUUGGUGUCGGGGAGACAAAGACAAACAAUGAAACAUUCCCUGUCCUCAAGGAGCCUUCAUUCUACUGGGGGGAUACAACAUAUACACAAAUUUGAGAGAAAAAACCUAAGUAUCUGAAAAUAGUGUUGAUACAAUAAUUUAUCUUCAACUCAGAAUGUUGGAAGAGGAUGUGGAAGUGGCCAUCAAGGUGGUGGUUGUUGGGAAUGGAGCUGUUGGGAAAUCAAGUAUGAUUCAACGAUAUUGCAAAGGCAUUUUUACAAAAGACUACAAGAAAACAAUUGGAGUUGAUUUUUUGGAGAGACAAAUCCAAGUUAAUGAUGAAGAUGUCAGGCUAAUGUUAUGGGAUACAGCAGGUCAAGAAGAGUUUGAUGCAAUAACAAAGGCUUACUACCGAGGUAAAUUUUUGAGCCAAGCUUGUUUACUUGUGUUUUCUACUGUAGACAGGGAAUCUUUUGAAGCAAUUUCCAGUUGGAGAGAGAAAGUAGUAACAGAAGUUGGAGAUAUCCCAACAGUACUUGUACAGAACAAGAUUGACCUCUUGGAUGAUUCUUGUAUAAAGAAUGAAGAAGCUGAGGCGUUGGCAAAAAGAUUAAAGUUAAGAUUCUACAGAGCUUCAGUGAAAGAGGACCUAAAUGUAACUGAAGUUUUUAAAUAUUUAGCAGACAAAUAUCUUCAGAAACUCAAACAACAAAUAGCUGAAGACCCAGAAUUAAUUCAUACAAGUAGUAACAAAAUUGGUGUCUUUAAUACAGCUGGUGGAAGUCACUCUGGCCAGAAUUCUAGCACACUUAAUGGUGGAGAUGUCAUCAAUCUUAGACCUAACAAACAGAGAACGAAGAAAAACAGAAGCCCUUUUAGCAGCUGCAGUAUACCCUAAAGCCAUUUGAGGGUGAGGGGGGGAAAGGGAGGGAAGAAAGGGAAGAAUUAACAGAAAUUGGAUCAAGCUGUGCAAUUAAGGAAUACAGCCAGCUGUAAUGGUAUGUUAAUUGUGUUUUCUAGCAGACUUUGCACCUACUGGAUCUCUGAUAGAUGGUGAACCUAAAUAUUGUUGUGGCAUUGUUCUUUAAUGUGUACAGGGAGACCUCUGGUGGCAAAAUUGGAAUCAUUGCUACCCCUGUGCACUUAUUUUAAUUUUUUAUAUAUUAUAUAUAUAUAUACACACAUAAACACACACACACAUAAUUAGACGAUGCGUCUCCUGUUUGAAGAAACAUUUUAAAAACAUGAAAACAGGUUUUUGCUGAAUUUUAAAGGAUAUUAAAAACACAAUGCAUAAUAAACAUUGGUACAGAUCAUCAUAUUACGUAUGGACCAAAUGAAGCAGCAUUCUUUUAAUGGAAUUGAUCAGUCAGCCUUUAGGGAAGAGUAGUAUUGGAUCUUGAACACCUGUGAUUAAAAUAAUACUAUGGGGCAAAUUUAAAAUCUUGCCCAGACAGUAUUAGUGUAUUGGCAACUUUACUUGUGCAAUAUCUGUAUAAUAUGUGAAUGUUAUCAGAGGUAUGCAUGGAGAUAUCUGGUACUAAAGUUAAGCUGAAUGUAAGUACAGCAUUUUACUAAGGACACUAAGUUUCUGACCAACAUGAAUAAAACACUAUUACUACUGCUACACACACACAGCUGUUCAUUUCAAGUGAGAAAUUCCAAGCCUAUACUUUGCAAGAUAAAAUCCUUCUUCCUGUACUUGGGUUUAAAAAUUCAUUGUGCCAAAAAAAAGACAUAUAUAUUUUCUUGAGGGAAAAGCUUCAACUGUCUUACUUUUUAUUGAUUCAUGAUGUUUUAAAAAGUUGUUCAGACUAAAAAGUUGAAUAAAGGGGAACAUAUACUUAAGUAGUUACUGAGCUUAUUUCAGGCUAAGCAUAUGUAAUAACUAAAUUUUUCAUAUAGUCAUCUGUAAUAGUGAUACACUUAUACCAUCACACAUUGGCAGAGUAUUAGGAUUCAUCCAUAUCUGCAGUUAUCCAUAAGAUUCUUUGAAGUGAUAUGCUGUAUCUAGCAUAUUUAACCACUGGCUGAGCACCAAAUUGAAAACUUUGAAUUUAUGAGCAUUAUUUAAAAAUAAGCCUCAUCUUAAUUUUAAUUCCACAAAAGGUGUGUGUUUUUCUUUUACAGAUUGUUUUUUAAUGGCCAACAUCUCAGAAGCAUCCCUUUGUUUACACAAUUUGUAAGAUGUUUUAAGCUUAUCCCCUAAGAAUUUCUAUAAUAAAUCUCAAAUUGAUAUAGCACCUUUCUUCUGGAAAGCUCUAUUGGCAGAAAAUGCAAAAAUAAUUUCCUUUAAGAAAUAUUUUAAUAUUGUAAGCAUAAGUGCCAGAGUAUAAAAAUUGUGAGUAGAGAUUCUUUACUUAUAUAAUGUAUAUAUCCUAUUAAUAUUUGUCAUUAUAAAUUAAUGAUAAAUAUUAAGAGGCUUGUUUACUCUCUCUGUAUACCAUUUUAACAUAGUCAAAUGUUAUAGGAUUCUACAAUGGUACUGGGAAAGAAGGUUUCUUGAAAAAUAUAAAUGUCAUGAAAUCAUUUUACAUUUACUUGUACUUAGUAUUUGAGGGUUUUUUGUUUGUUUGUUAUUUUUAAAGAGAACUUACUAUCCCAGGUUUUCAUAUGGUGUGUUUGAUAUUUUAAGGCAACAGACUAGCCUUGGAGUCUUGAAGGUCUCAGUUUGUCUUGUUUCUGCCACAAGUUGACUCUGUGACUUUCAGCAAAUCAUUUAACCUCUUAAGGCCCCAGGCAUUUCUCUGAGACCGCAGAUUACAGAGCAGUGACUGACCUGCUUUAAUAGAGGGUCUUUGCCAGCUAGGAAUUCCCUAAACUGGAAGUGUCAGACUCUGCCUGCAAUAUUCUAGGGAUGGGCUUCCUCCCCCACUGCACUCUGAACAGAUCAAAAUGUUAUUGGGAUAUUUACAAAUAAAAACAUAACAAAACACAGAAAAUGUUAAUUUGUGGUUUUCUAAUUCAGUAUGCAGCCAGCCAGGGAUUCUUUUCUAUUAGAGUUUGACACCUCUUUCCUAAAACCAAUGAAAUCCUAGACUGACAGUUUGGAAGUUUCAAGGGCAUCCUAUGCCAUGUGGUUAUUUGCUCUACAAACACUAAAAUAAUCUGGAGUUAUAGCUAUUAGCAUAGUAAUAUAAAAUACUUAAUUCUUUUGAUGGCAGUUGUCAAUAAUAUAUAGCCCAUUGCUGGCAGUGGGACAUACAUUGAAGAAAACCUCAGUCCCCAACAUUAAACAUUUCAUAUUUGCUACAGUGUUUUGUCUUUCCUUAUAUAAUUUCUUAAAUCAGUCUUUUUUUGUGUGUGGGAAAUAUAUGUACACAUACACAUGAAAACAUCAUUGAAUUUAUUUCAGGUAGCAAUUGAAUAUAUAUAUUCUUUUUUUACUCUGCUAUAUAUUAAAUGCACAUGCUGAUGAGGGUUCCAGUUUAUCAAUAGUCUUUUUGUAAUAGGAUUUUAUGUAUUUUAAUUCUUUUUACAAAAACAGAAGAACAUUCAUUUGUACUACUGUACUUUUGUCAUACUUUAUCAGUCAUGACUUCAAAAUGUAAUCUUGGCUUCAAUUUUGUAGUAGGAUAAAAACUGCUUAAAUCAGAUUGUGAAGACAUUUCCCAAUUUAAUUGAGCUUUAAAAUCUUUAACAUAUUUUGAUUAGUUUAUUUUAAAACUUCAAAUUAAAGCACAGAUAAUAAAACAGCCCUUUUCAGGUUCCAGGUUAUUGUACAUUUGUGCUGCUAAUUUAAUUUUUAAAUUAAAAUAAUUCUUAGCAUGCUGACAUGCUGAGGAAAAAUUGCCAUAUUUGAGAGUUCCUCAGGUACUCAUUUUCCUUGUCAGGAAUAGUCUGUCUACUGGUUAAAUAGCAUACAGAAUGGCCUUUAUAGGGCAAAAUAAUUUAAGUGAAACCUCAUUCAAAUGGGCUAUUUUUUAUCUACUCCAAAUUUUUAGCACACUUGUAUUUUGGAAAAACUAAAAUACAAAAUAAUACAAAAAGAGGAUGAGUGAUAUUCCAUAUUUAUGGGAUGAAAAAUAUUUGGUUGUCUUUUAGAAGCUGGGCAAUUUAGUGCUGAAAGAGAAAUUUCUCUCAUUAAUGUACUCCAUUGUGCCUAUGAAUUUUAGGAAUCAUGAUUUUUUUAGAUCUCAAAAUAGUAAAUUGGCCUUAGGAGUUAAUUCUCCCACUUAAAAGUGUUGUACUAUUUUAAGUGAACAUUUCAGUGUAUAAUGAGAAUACCAUUGAUUGUUGACCUCACAGUUUCUGAAACUCUGAAAUAGUUAUUGUUUACUUGCUGAAAAUGCUGCCACUGGUAUGAAAUUAGGAAAUCCAUUUUCUCCAAAAAUAAAAUGAACUAGCUAGAAAUAUUGAAAAUAAUUGUGAAACAGUGCGUAAUGAAUAUGUAGACCAAACAUUAUUAAUUAUUGACUGAACUGAAUACCAUUUGCACUGGAGAACAUGAUGUCAACAUUUAGACUUUUAUUUUCAAAACACUUAAGCCUAACAUACAUUGAGUAAUUUCCAUCAACAAAAUUUUAAAAUGUCAUUCAACUCCAGUCACCACUCCUGAAAUAAUUUGGCUGUCCCUUUUCAUCCUGAGAGAUGUAUAGUGGAAUGUUGAUUAAUGGUCAUUAAAAUUUAAUAGUGGGGGCAGCUAGGUGGUGCAGUGGAUAGAGCACUGGCCCUGGAUUCAGGAGGACCUGAGUUCAAAUCCGGCCUCAGACAUUUGGCACUUGCUAGCUGUGUGACCCUGGGCAAAUCACUUAACCCCAAUUGCCUCACCAAAAAAAAAACAUUAAGAAAAAAAUUUAAUAGUGUCAGGAUCAGGACCAAAAGGAAAAUUGAGCCCCUUUAAUAUGUUGUUUGAACAUGAUCUUGUGCAUUUUGAAUGGAAAAACCAUUGUACGUAACUGUUGGAUUACAAUUGUGGCCUCAAAAUUAAUUUGAAAUGUUAUCACGUGAAAUAAUUUCAUGACAACUCCGAAGAUGUAAAAAAUAAAUUAAUUUUAAAAAUGA